CUCCCAUUUUAUGCAGUGUCCUGCAACCAAUCAAUUUAAAACUAUGUUUAACAAGUGAUAUAUGUAGGUUAACGUAAAACUGUCUCCUAUACAGCACAAACAACAGCAGCUUAAUCAAACUUGCAGUAACAAUCUUUUUUAAUGUAUUUUUUAUUUUUAUUGUGAACAAAAUUUUCACAAUAUGCUGUAAAGUCCUGAAAGGAGCAGAGUCAUAUUAAAGCAGGAAAGGAGAAAGCAAAAGGAAUUCUUUGAAAAGAAGAAACUUAAAUCAAAGAUGAAGCUUCUGGAAACAUCAUCUCCUAAAAGUUCAUCAGUCAGUUUAGAUCUUCUCAAUCUAUAUGUUGUGAACCAAAUAUCAACCAAAAAAGACAGCACUGUGAGCCUGAAGAAGCCAGUUCACAUUGACAUCACUGGAGACUUAAAAGCUCCUGUUAGAAGGUACAACCUAGACCUUCCCAAGUCACCACUGCAUAAACAAUAUACAGCAAACUUAGACCUCAUCCAGAACAGGUUACAAGAGCAAGUAUUGGACAGCAGAAGGCAGCAUCUCUUAGAGAAGGGAAAAUACCAGCAUGAUUUACCACAAGUAACAGAACUAUCUUAUGCUGACUCUUGUAUGGAACAUGAAGACAACAUAGCAACAGCUUUUAGCACCUGUCCAUUGUCUCCUUCUGUUUUUUGGUCCCCUAACUGUGCACAGUUUUCAGAAGAAAAUUUUAAUACAAACCUAAUGGGUAAUCCUUGGGAAGAGAGCUAUGAAGAUAAGCAAAACCAGCCAGGAAUUAUUUCAGAUCAAGAUCCUUGGCUUUCAAAACACCCAAGCCAGUGUAUUUUAAGAAAGUCUGAUACAAUGCCUCCGGAGCUGUUUAAGCCAGUGCACAGGCUGGACUAUAUGAAUUCUGCCAGGAAAAAUCCGGUGAUAAUGACGAGUAAAGAAUCAGAAAACAGAGAAGGAAUAAAAGAAACAUUGUUUGGUGUCAUGAAAGAAACCACAGAACUGAAAGCUCCCCAGCAUGAAAGUGAUUGUCCCUUUCUGGCACCGUUUGAAGAUGAGAGCCAAUCAAUCCAUAAUAAUUCUUCCACAAGGCAUUUUAAUCCUUUUGUUAACCAAAGCAGUACUGCCAAUUUUUUCAUUGAUCUUGAUGAUAGAAAUCAAAUGACCAACAGAGAUUAUACUUAUGAUACUGGAGAGGCUCAUCCUGCAAUUAAAGCCCAAAACAAAUCCAUAGACAGACACCUGAAAGGCAUUUUCACAGCUCCAGAACAGGUUUUAUGUAAAAAUAACAAUGUGUCACUUGCAAGCUACAAGAAAGGCAGACCUCAUAACACCCACCUGCAGGACUGUCAUGAGGGACAGCACUACUUCGUUCCAUCUGGAAACAAAGAAAAACCUUCAAUACUUGAAAAAAGUGAGACAUUUGCUUACUAUCAUGAUCAGCAGACCAACUUAAAGGAGACUGUGCAGAACUAUUCAAUAAACAAAAGAGAACUCAUGUUUGCAUCCCUCAGAGAUGAGCCUGUGAAAGAAGCAGUCUGGAAACAGAAUCAGCUCUUUGGAUUUGAAGAGUUUGCAACAGCACAAGAGGAAGAGUGUAAGUUGGGAGUGAGUUCAAACCUUCACAAGAUGAAGAAAGCUCAAAUUUCAGAUGUGGAGUCACCACUCAGCAGCCCCUCACCCAGCUACUCUCCAAGACAGACAGAAAGCUGUUUCAGCUCUAGUCCUGACAUGUCUGAAGCGGAAGACCCAGCCAAAAAGCAGUAUGUGGACAAAAGGUGUUACCAGAUAGGCAAUGCCAACAACACCUCAGGUGCGGCAAGCAAAGACACCCCCACGGCCUCUCAGAGUGGAUCUGAGCCCCUCCAGCACUGCAGUAGUUUGGCCAGGGGAGAAGAUAACUACCUUCAGCAGAAACACACUAGUUCACAUGACACAGAGGAGGCAAAUAAAGACCACACUGCCCCAGGUGAGGGCAGCUCCUUACACCAGACCCAUAAAAAAGAUCACGUCGCUGACAGUACAAAGCGGGAUGGUUGGUCACAGACCGAGAGCUGUGCCCCAGAAGCAGGGAAGGUGGAUGUUGCCACCCAAUGUGACACCAUGCGGGUGUGCAGCUGCGGGAGCUCCCUCCUCUCUGCCCGCAGCCCCGAGGGGCUCCCUCCUCCCGGCACCGCAGGCACCACUGGAGGGCACAAAAUGCCAGAGCAUGAGGCGCUGCAGCCUGCAGGCACAGGCAGCACAGCGGGAAAGGCAGCUCUUUCUUCUGAAGCCGAGUAUCUGAGUUUGGCUGACAGAACAACUCUAGAGGUUCUGAACUACAUCGAUGUCAUGAAGGAGAGAGAAAAGCAGUGA
Oxyura jamaicensis (ruddy duck) is the source of this 2350-nucleotide messenger RNA. RefSeq names its product chromosome 1 C12orf40 homolog (gene REDIC1). The record is from RefSeq and is a predicted model, not a curated record. The coding region runs from base 275 to 2350 and encodes 691 amino acids. The transcript has 13 exons. Lineage: Eukaryota; Metazoa; Chordata; Aves; Anseriformes; Anatidae.